AUGACGACCGCGAUGACUGCGCCAGUUCUCUCCGACAAAGAGAACCAUUCAUUAUCGCGACACAGCGAGGGCACGUCCUCGGAACCUGCAACGAAAAAAAGAAAGCUCGGACCUUCAGGACCGUCCUCGUCACAACCUCUACAGUCGCAGCCUUCAUUUGCGGAUGUACUGGAGAAACUUCAGGAAGAGUCCGGGGACCGAACGGAUGCUGAGGGCGGUGCCGAUGAUUGGGAUCGACCUCCCAUGCCUCAGCUGAACGACAGAAAAGACACCAUUAUCUUUCAGCAGAUUGAUAUCGAGGAUUCCUAUGAAUCAGGUGUGACUGUUCGGAUGUACGGUGUGACUGAGACUGGUCACAGUGUGCUCGCGCACGUAACGGAUUUCCUUCCAUAUUUUUACAUUCCUGCACCCCGAGGAUUCACGGAGGCGGACGUCGGUGCCUUUCAAAUCUAUCUUAAUAAUCUUACUGGAGGCGUCCGUGGCGCUGAAUUGGCCAGGAAACGCAGCCUGUGGGGAUACAAGGGCGAUGACUGGGUUAUGUUCAUCAAACUGACCAUUGUGGAUCCCAAGACUCUGCCCAAAGUUCGAGGCGUCUUCGAAAGAGGGGAGUGUGCCUUCCGAGACUUUUUCUCUGGGCCGGUGUCCACAUAUGAGAGUAAUAUUGUCUAUACUCUGAGAUUUAUGAUCGAUACCAAGGUUGUCGGAAUGAACUGGAUCGAGGUCCCUGCCGGGAAGUAUCAGCUUCUUACCGGGGACCAAAAGCGUUCAAACUGCCAGAUCGAGCUCAAAGUCAGAUAUGACCAAUUUAUUUCUCAUGCUCCCGAAGGCCAGUGGUCGAAACUCGCGCCGUUACGCAUCCUGAGCUUCGACAUCGAGUGUGCCGGCCGCAAGGGCAUCUUCCCCGAAGCCGAGAUAGAUCCUGUCAUCCAGAUCGCAAACAUGGUGACCCGCCAGGGUGAAAGCAAGCCUUUCAUCCGGAACGUCUUUACGUUGAACACGUGUUCGAAUAUCCUGGGCUCUCAAGUGCUAUCGUUCGACGAUGAGGCGAAGAUGUUGCAGGCGUGGCGCGAUUUCGUGGAUAAAGUCGAUCCUGAUGUAGUCAUUGGGUAUAACUCUGCGAAUUUCGAUCUGCCGUACUUGCUUGACCGGGCGAAGACGCUGGGAGCGAAGAAGUUCCCGUACCUUGGCAGGUUGAAAAAUACUAAGACGCAGACGAAGGAUACACAUUUCUCGUCUAAAGCCUACGGACAGCGUGACUCCAAGGAAACGCCAAUGGAUGGACGGCUGCAGAUUGAUAUGCUACAAUACAUGCAGCGGGAGUUCAAGCUGCGUAGCUACACUCUCAACUCGGUUUGUGCGCAGUUCCUUGGCGAACAGAAGGAGGACGUGCACCACUCCGUCAUUACGGAGCUGCAAAACGGCACGCCAGAGUCGCGUCGACGGUUAGCGGUCUAUUGUCUCAAGGACGCUUACUUGCCGCAACGGCUGAUGGACAAGCUGAUGUGUUUCGUCAAUUUAACGGAGAUGGCUCGUGUCACGGGCGUGCCGUUCAACUUCUUGCUUGCUCGUGGGCAGUCGAUCAAGGUGUUAUCGCAGCUGUUCAGACGAGCCAAUGAGGAAGGCUACGUGGUGCCUGCCCUGAAGGGAGAAGGCACGGAUGAUCAGUAUGAGGGAGCCACUGUCAUCGAACCAAGCAAGGGAUACUAUGAUGUGCCCAUUGCCACGCUGGAUUUCAGCUCUCUGUAUCCGUCGAUCAUGAUGGCGCAUAACCUGUGCUACACGACGCUACUUGAUAAGGCAACAAUAGACAGAUUGCACCUUGUCAAGGACGUAGAUUACGUGCAGACACCUAAUAACGAUUUCUUUGUCAAGGCUUCGAAGCGAAAAGGAUUGCUGCCCAGCGUUCUUGAGGACCUCAUCUCUGCCCGGAAGCGGGCCAAGGCUGACCUGAAGAAGGAGACGGACCCAUUCAAGCGAGCCGUGCUAGACGGUCGACAGCUCGCUCUCAAAAUCAGUGCGAACUCCGUAUAUGGAUUCACUGGUGCCACCGUCGGAAAACUACCGUGUCUGCCCAUAUCAUCUAGUGUCACUGCGUAUGGUCGCCAAAUGAUUGAGAAGACGAAGCAGGAGGUGGAGGCGGAAUACUCCAUUGCCAAUGGCCGUUCGCAUGAUGCUAAGGUCAUUUAUGGUGAUACCGACUCUGUGAUGGUGAAAUUUGGACCCUCAGAUUUGAAGGAGGUCAUGGCACUAGGGAGCGAGGCUGCUGACUUUGUGACGUCGAAGUUCAUAAAGCCCAUUAAGCUCGAAUUCGAGAAGGUCUACUUUCCAUACUUAUUGAUUAGCAAGAAGCGUUAUGCGGGUCUCUAUUGGACGAGGCCUGAGAAGUAUGACAAGAUGGAUUCCAAGGGUAUCGAGACUGUGCGACGAGACAACUGUCGUCUGGUGUCUACGGUCAUUGAGACAUGCCUGCACAAGAUGUUGAUUGACCGUGACGUGAAGGGUGCUGAGGAGUAUGUGAAGCAAACGAUAUCAGAAUUAUUGCAGAAUAAGGUCGAUAUGUCACAAUUGGUCAUUACGAAAGCCUUGGCGAAGUCUGACUAUGCGGCUAAACAAGCACAUGUUGAGCUCGCGGAGCGAAUGAAGCAACGCGAUGCUGGUUCCGCGCCUAACCUUGGCGAUCGUGUUGCGUACGUUAUUGUGAAAGGCAUCAAAGGUGCUGCGGCCUACGAGAAAUCCGAGGAUCCGCUAUAUGUCCUUGAGAAUAACAUCCCUAUCGACACCAAGUACUACUUGGAUAAUCAAUUGUCGAAACCAUUGAUGCGUAUCUUCGAACCAAUUCUCGGCGAGAAGGCGUCAUCUCUCCUAUCAGGAGGGCACACCAGGUCUAUCCAGAUCGCUACUCCAACAGUCGGCGGUCUGAUGAAGUUCGCGGUGAAGACCGUUACUUGCCUAGGGUGCAAAACGCCUCUGCGAGCCAACAACAGCGUCAAAGGUGGCGCUGUUUGCAAGAACUGCAAGCCCAAGCUCGGGGAGCUGUAUCAGAAACAGGUCAUUGGUACAUCUGAGCUGCAAGUUCGCUUCUCACGUCUCUGGACACAAUGCCAACGUUGUCAAGGGUCCUUGCAUCAGGACGUCCUGUGUACCAGUAAAGAUUGCCCCAUAUUCUAUAUGCGAAAGAAAGCACAGAAAGAUGUCGAAGAUGCAGAGACUGUACUGGACCGUUUUCACGCAGAGGAGUGGUAAUUUUUGUUAUUGUAUCCGUAAUUUAUACUUAGUCUCGAGGAUGUGUAUAAUCGUGACGUACUAUAUAUUGAAUAACAGCAACGGGUCAUAGUACCAGC
Molecule: messenger RNA, 3341 nt
Organism: Gloeophyllum trabeum ATCC 11539
Lineage: Eukaryota; Fungi; Basidiomycota; Agaricomycetes; Gloeophyllales; Gloeophyllaceae
Exons: 24
Coding region: 1-3243 (1080 amino acids)
Biological process (GO): nucleotide-excision repair, DNA gap filling; DNA-templated DNA replication; DNA replication proofreading
Cellular component (GO): delta DNA polymerase complex
Molecular function (GO): 3'-5'-DNA exonuclease activity; nucleotide binding; DNA binding
Source: RefSeq, a predicted model, not a curated record